AUGAACCAACCACUUUGGAAGCAACAAAACCCAAACAACAACCCGUUACGAUUUGAGGAGAAAUACACCAUUCAAGGACUACUGGACAAAGGAUCGGAGGGUGUUGUGUACUCAAUUUAUCACAAAGAAACAAAACAAACGUCUGCAUGUAAAAAGAUCGAGUUACUCACAACGGGGACGGUUGCCCUCCGCGCGCUUCAAGAAAUUCGCGUGUUGAAAAGUCUUUCCCACGAAAAUAUAAUAAAGCUUGAGGAGGUCUACUUAGAGCAGUCAGCAACAAGCUUUGCCGUGUUGUUGGUGUAUGAGAUGUAUCCAUCCAACUUAUCGGACUGCAUCAAAAAUGGAAAGAUCACUGCCGUCACGCAAAUGAAAUUUAUCAUCUCGCAGACCGCCAGCGCACUGUGCUAUUUACACAACAGAGGUAUUAUUCAUCGUGAUAUCAAGCCAAGUAACAUUCUUGUUGGAGACCGGCUGUGUGUCAAGUUGUGUGACUUUGGCUCUUGUAAGUUACUCACACAGACAGGAAACUACCCGACCCUCCAAAGUGUGUCAACUAAGAUCUACAUGCCACCGGAAGGGAUGAAUGAGGGUAUUGAAGAAACAACAGCUAUAGAUAUCUGGCAACUUGGAUGUGUAUUCUUACAGAUGUUAUUGCGGUCACCGCCGUUUAAGGGUCAUUCCUUAUCUUCAAUUAAAAAGAACAUCUUGUCUUUACUGAAGCCAGAAGAAGACAAAAACGUGAAGGAGCGUGUCGAGAAGAUAGAGAAAGUGUUUUCAUUGGACAUCCCCGAGCUACUUUCAAAAGAGAAUAAAGGGAUUCCGUAUUUCAUUCGGACACUGAAAAUCGAUACCAUGUCACAAGAACUCAUCUUCUUAAUGCUUCAAGUGUCACCGAAGAAGCGGAUCACAGCACAACAAAUCCUCCAACACCAAUCCAUUCGAAUGUUUAAGCAACGAAUGGGGGAAGAUGUGAAUAGACAUGUCAACGCUGUACAGGGGAAUGAAAACUUCGAAAGUAUUAUAACGCUGAUCCAUGAGGAGGAAGUCGUCGUGUGA
Entamoeba invadens IP1 is the source of this 1056-nucleotide messenger RNA. RefSeq names its product extracellular signal-regulated kinase, putative. Gene Ontology annotation, cellular component: nucleus. The coding region runs from base 1 to 1056 and encodes 351 amino acids. The record is from RefSeq and is a predicted model, not a curated record. Gene Ontology annotation, biological process: mitotic DNA damage checkpoint signaling; protein phosphorylation. Lineage: Eukaryota; Evosea; Mastigamoebida; Endamoebidae. The transcript has 3 exons. Gene Ontology annotation, molecular function: protein serine/threonine kinase activity; ATP binding.